AUGCUGGUGUUACAGAGAUGGUCAUCGGCGAGGGGUCCUGUCGCAAGGGGCGUGUACUGCGCCCUGCGUGCGUUCGAAGGCGGCAGUGGGCCCCCAAACCCCCGGGUCAUCCUCGAUGGCAAUCCCUGGACACCCGCCGGGGCCCUCUCCUCCACCGGGAUCUCCUUCCCGCGUCUCUCUCGGUCGUUUGCCGCAGCAGGGACUCAGGGAGUGCCCUACGACCAACUGGCUGUGGGCGUACCCAAGGAGUCCUUUGAGGGUGAGCGCCGUGUGGCGCUCACCCCGGCUGGGGUGGCUGCCCUAAAGAAGGCAGGCUUCAAGGAAGUCCUGGUGGAGUCUGGGGCAGGCGCUGCCGCCAACUUCUCCGAUGCCGACUACGAGGCGGCGGGUGCCGUCAUGGGCUCCACGGGCGACGCAUUUGGGAGGGACAUCGUGCUCAAGAUCAGGCCGCCGCACGAGGCGUCUGAGGUGCCACUGCUGCAGCAGGGGGCACGCCUCAUCUCCUUCCUGCACCCCGCGCAGAACAAGGGCCUGGUGGAUGCCCUGGCCCAGAAGCGCGUGUCUGCCCUCGCCAUGGACUGCAUCCCACGCACAAUCAGCCGUGCGCAGACCUUUGACGCUCUCUCCUCCAUGGCCAACAUCGCCGGAUACAGGGCGGUGAUCGAGGCCGCAAACCACUUUGGCCGCUUCUUCACGGGCCAGAUCACUGCUGCGGGGCGUGUUCCCCCCGCCAAGAUGCUCGUCAUCGGCGGCGGCGUGGCGGGGCUGUCUGCCAUCGGCACCGCCAAGAACAUGGGGGCAGUGGUCCGCGUCUUUGACACCCGCGCCGCCGUGGCGGAGCAGGCCAAGUCCCUGGGCGCCGAGUUCCUGACCGUGAACAUCGAGGAGAGCGGGGAGGGUGGCGGCGGCUACGCCAAGGAGAUGUCCAAGGAGUUCAUCGAGGCCGAGAUGAAGCUGUUUGCGGAGCAGGCCAAGGACGUGGACAUCAUCAUCACCACCGCACUCAUCCCAGGGAAGCGCGCCCCCGUGCUGAUCAAGAACCACAUGGUGGAGAGCAUGAAGCCCGGCUCCGUCACGGUGGAUCUGGCGGCUGAGCAGGGCGGCAACGUGGAGACCACCGUCCCCGGCAAGGUCGUCCAGGCCGGGGGGGUGACCUGCAUCGGGUACACCGACCUCCCCUCCCGCCUCCCCACCCAGUCCUCCACCCUCUUCUCCAACAACAUCUCCAAGUUCCUGCUGUCCAUGGGCCCCUUCACCGGCCACAAGGGCCAGUUCUGCAUCGACCACGCCGACGAAGCGAUGGUGGCCGGCUUCCACUCCCUGGUGGGCCUGGCCGCGGUGACCACCUCCAUCGCCAGCUACAUGGCCGCCGACCCGGCCCACUUGGACGCCGUGCACGCUGCCAGCACCUACUUUGGCACCUUCAUCGGCGCGGUGACCCUCACCGGCUCCGCCGUCGCCUUUGGCAAACUGCACGGCGUCCUGCCCUCCAAGCCGCUGGCGCUGCCGGGCAAGAACGCGCUCAACCUGGGCCUGCUGGCCGGCAACGCCGCGGCCGGCGCCGCCUUCCUGACCACAGGCGACCCGGGCGUGGCGCUGGCCGCCCUGGGCGCCACCACCGCCCUGGCCGGCGGCCUGGGCGCGCACAUGACCGCCUCCAUUGGCGGCGCCGACAUGCCCGUCGUCAUCACACUGCUCAACUCCUACUCCGGCUACGCGCUCUGCGCCGAGGGCUUCAUGCUGGGCAACGACCUGCUCACCACCGUCGGCGCGCUCAUCGGCUCCUCCGGCGCCAUCCUGUCCUACAUCAUGUGCCGCGCCAUGAAUCGCUCCCUGGCCAACGUCAUCCUGGGCGGGUACGCCACCGCCGCGGCCGGGCCCGCCGCCGAGGUGGGUGGGACGCACGCCGAGGUGGACGCGCACGGUGCUGCCGAGGUGCUGACGUCAGCGCGCAGCGUGCUGAUUGUGCCGGGGUAUGGCCUGGCUGUGGCGGGAGCGCAGUACGCCAUCGCCGACCUGGUCAAGCGCCUGCGCUCCAAGAACAUCGCCGUCAAGUUUGGAAUCCACCCGGUGGCCGGGCGCAUGCCGGGCCAGCUCAAUGUGCUCCUGGCCGAAGCUGGAGUGCCCUACGACAUUGUGGAGGAGAUGGACGAGGUCAACCCUCACAUGGAGGACUUUGACGUGGCGCUGGUCAUCGGGGCCAACGACACCAUCAACUCGGCCGCCAUCGAGGACCCCAACUCUGUCAUUGCAGGCAUGCCGGUCGUGGAGGUCUGGAAGGCCAAGCAGGUCAUCGUGCUCAAGCGUACCAUGGGCACAGGCUAUGCCGGCGCCGACAACCCCGUUUUCUACAAGCCCAACACCCAGAUGCUUCUGGGGGAUGCCAAGACCGUGUGCGACCAGCUCAACCAGAAGGUCACCGAGGCGCUGGGGCUCUCAGGCGAGGAGUGGUCGCCGCCCAUGGUGUGGCUGGGGGAGACUCUGCAGAAGCUGGGCUCUGCAGCUGUGAAGAUGGCGCAGAACACGAGCAGAAAUAACAAGUCUACCAUAUUUGAGGUGUCGUACCUGGGAUUGAGCCUGUUGGGGUCCUGGCUGAUCCUACGCUGGGCGCUCAAACAAAUGGACCCCACCAAGAAGAAUGUCGAGACGGCAAAACAGCGGAAGAAGGCGUUGUCCAAGCGCCUGGGUCGCCCGGUAAACACCGAUGGGCAGUACGAGGAUGUGAGUAAACGGGUGAUCGCCCAGGAGGUGGUCAACCCGGCUCACAUCAACAUCACCCUGCAGGAUGUGGGUGGCCUGGACCACAUCAUUGAGGACCUGCAACGCAACGUCAUCACGCCCAUGCGCCGGCCGGAGCUGUUCCGCACCAGCCUGCUGCGCCAGAAGCGCGGGGUCCUGCUCUACGGCCCCCCCGGCACGGGCAAGACGAUGCUGGCCAAGGCGCUUGCGUCGGAGUGCAACGCCUGCUUCAUCAACCUCAAGGCCAGCACGCUGCUGUCCAAGUGGUACGGCGACACCAACAAGCUCAUCGCGGCGGUAUGGUCGCUGGCGGCCAAGAUCGCGCCCACCAUCCUGUUCAUCGACGAGGUGGACUCGCUGCUGGGCCACCGCCGCGCGGUGGAGCACGAGGCCACCACGGCCAUGAAGACCGAGUUCAUGCAACUCUGGGACGGGUUUGAGUCGGCGUCGGACUCCAACAUCGUCGUCCUGGGCGCCACCAACAAGCGCGACGACCUGGACGACGCGGUGCUGCGCCGCUUCUCGCUGCAGUACGAGGUGCGCCUGCCGCAGCGCGCGCAGCGCGAGACCAUCCUGGGCCUGCUGCUGGCACGGCACGCGCGCGAGCUGGGCGCGCAGUACCUGGACCCCACGCUCAUGGCCGAGGUGGAGGGCCGGGCACGUGGCGCCGCCAACGGCACCGCGGCGCCGACGGGGGGCAGCGCGCUGCGCGCGCUGGCGGAGAGGACUGAGGGGUACAGCGGUUCGGACCUGACGGAGCUGUGCAGCAUGGCCGCUGCCAUCCCCUUCCACGACGCCGCGCCCACGCAAUCGUCGCCGGCACCCUUGUCGCUGCGGCACUUUGAGGCGGUGCUGGCGGCGUACACACCGCCCUCCCGCGCCGCGCAGGAGACGCAGGCGGCCAAGCGGCGGGGGGGGAGGGGGGUUGCGGACCUUCCGGCGCGGGAGGACUCCAUGCGCGUCCUGGCGGCCAUGUUCAACAGCAUGCUGGGCAGCCAGCAGCAGGAGAGCGAGGAGGAGGGCAGCGUAUAG
Messenger RNA from Auxenochlorella protothecoides, 3771 nucleotides. RefSeq names its product NAD(P) transhydrogenase, mitochondrial. The transcript is spliced from 22 exons. Gene Ontology annotation, cellular component: mitochondrial inner membrane. Gene Ontology annotation, biological process: NADPH regeneration; proton transmembrane transport. The coding region runs from base 1 to 3771 and encodes 1256 amino acids. Gene Ontology annotation, molecular function: NADP binding; ATP hydrolysis activity; NAD binding. NCBI's taxonomy places the organism in Eukaryota, Viridiplantae, Chlorophyta, Trebouxiophyceae, Chlorellales, Chlorellaceae. The record is from RefSeq and is a predicted model, not a curated record.